GACAGAACGUGACACCUCCCAUUUCCACCUUCAUCUAAAACUCACUUCCUCCAUCACAUAAAGAGAUCUACCCUAGACUACCGGCUCCUACUCCUCUCUGGCGACACAGCAGAACCAAGCAGGGAGCCUGACUGAGCAGAACAUUUCCCCAUCACUAAAACAGGUCACCAUGUCCAGGAAGGUAGUCAGGGCCAGUAAGUUCCGUCAUGUCUUCGGCCAGGGGGUGAAGGCUGACCAGUGCUACGAUGACAUCCGCAUCUCCCAGAUGACCUGGGACAGCAACUUCUGCUCUGUCAACCCCAAGUUCGUGGCCAUGAUUGUGGAUGCCAGCGGAGGAGGGGCCUUCCUAGUGCUGCCUCUGAACAAGACGGGUCGUAUUGACAUGUCCCAGCCCACAGUCUGUGGACACACGGGCCCAGUGCUAGAUAUUGAGUUCUGUCCCCACAACGACAACAUCAUCGCCAGUGGUUCAGAGGACUGCAGUGUCAUGAUUUGGGAGAUCCCGGAGGGUGGCCUGGUCACGCCCUUGAACGACCCCGUGGUGAAGCUGGAGGGGCACUCCAAACGCGUGGGCAUCCUCAGUUGGCACCCCACUGCCCACAAUGUGCUCAUGAGCGCAGGCUGUGACAACGUGGUGAUCCUGUGGAACGUGGCGUGUGGAGAGGCCAUGGUGAGGAUCGACUCGGUCCACCCUGACCUCAUCUACAGUGCCUGCUGGAACAGGGACGGCUCCCAGAUCCUCACCUCCUGUAAGGACAAGACCAUUCGUGUGCUGGACCCCCGCAAGGGCACAGUCAUCGCCGAGAAGGAGAAGACACACGAAGGCUCCAGGCCUGUCAAGGCUGUGUUUGUGUCCGAUGGGAAGAUCCUGAGCACCGGCUUCAGUCGCAUGAGUGAGAGACAGGUGGCACUUUGGGACCCGAAGAGCUUUGGGGAGCCACUCACCCUGCAGGAGUUGGACACCAGCAGUGGUGUCCUAUUGCCCUUCUUUGACCCUGACACUGGCAUCGUCUACCUCUGUGGCAAGGGUGACAGCAGUAUCCGGUACUUUGAGGUGACGGAUGAAGCUCCCUAUGUUCACUACCUGUCCAUGUACAGCAGUAAGGAGAGUCAGAAGGGCAUGGGCUACAUGCCCAAGAGGGGCCUGGAGGUCAACAAGUGUGAAAUCGCCAGGUUUUACAAGCUCCAUGAGAGGAAGUGCGAGCCCAUUGUCAUGACGGUGCCCCGCAAGUCUGACCUGUUUCAGGAGGAUUUGUACCCAGACACCAUGGGUCCAGAGCCGUCUGUGGAGGCCAAUGAGUGGUUUGAAGGCAAAGAGGGCCAACCUAUCCUGAUCUCCUUGAAGGACGGUUUUGCGACAACCACCAAAUCCAAAGAGUUCAAAGUUCACAAAAGUCUUCUGAAGACCACAUCAGCAGCCAUGGGGCAUCAGCACGGUAACACUGGGGAGGUACAUGCCUUGCAGAAGGAGGUGAAGGCUCUGAAGGAAACAGUAGAGGAGCUGACCAAGCGCGUGAGCGAACUGGAGAGCAAGAAUUGAAACAGAGCCCUUGGGGUCGAGAUGGAGCUGGUGGAGAGAGAGAAGGAGGUGUAAAGAGGAGAAGAUAAAGAGGAGAUGAAAGUCAAAUAGUUAUAAAUAGUUGGGGAUGUUUGAAGGAAAGAUGUUUAAAGGGAGAGUUGGAGACAGGAUCCAUCAAUAUCAGCAGCCAAAUAUUUUCGGGUCUGGAAGCUUGAAUUCGUUUUUUGGUGUCAGUUGUCACAUUUAUAGAGACUUGUUUUUAAUAUAUGCUCUUACAUAGUUGGAAAUAAAAGUCCUUAAUAUUUUCCAAAAUAUUUAAAAUUGUUUUGCUUUUGUUAACAUCUCCAAAGGAGAUGACAAUCAUUUGUAUUGCAACAGAAUAAAAUAAAACAUGUAUUUAUUAUUUGAUACACAAAAGUAAAAGACAAGCUGAUUUACAUAAGAAAAAUAAUUUUGAUCUCAUGGAUGUAAAUGAUAUAUACAGUCAUUUAACUAUACCUGUAUUUGGAGAUGCAUGACCACUGAGUCCCUCACCUUGCUCUCUGUUGUUCAUUCAUGGCAUUACAGAAGCAUGUCACCCAUUAUUAAAAACCUCAACGAGAUAACACAUUACAACAAGGGUGUCAAACUCCUUCUGCCCCGGGGGCUGCAUUUGGUCUUCAACGAGGUCCACACGGAAAAUUGGUUAUAUUUCCUCGCCGUCACAAUUUGUCAAAUAAUUUCCUCUAUCCAUCGUUUUUGGAAUUUCCGGUGCUCCUUGACUGUCUAACCUUCAUGUAGGUGAUUAUUAGCGAGUUGGACACAGUUGAGAAACUGUAUGAAUGUCGGUACAUCAUCAUCUCUACACAGUUUCGAUUUGUAGUAUAUUACAGUAUAUUGAGUUAGUCCCCCCCACAAAACAAAUAAACAUAUAUGUGUAUUUUAAAUUGAACCACCAUAUUGGACCCUUGGAUUAACUACAACUAAACCAGUAUUACUACUUUGAAAUAUUCAAUAUUUACAACCAUUAUUUCCACUAAUAAUGUUCCUUCUUUAUCCUCAAGGUUAAACCCCUCCCCUUUCUUGUUUCCAUUCUGUCUGACCCAUUUCCUUUCCAUCAAACUAUCUCUCUACACACAUAGAAACAUACAGAGGUGUAAUACAUCAAACUAUCUCUCUACACACAUAGAAACAUACAGAGGUGUAAUACAUCAAACUAUCUCUCUACACACAUAGAAACAUACAGAGGUGUAAUACAUCAAACUAUCUCUCUACACACAUACAAACAUACAGAGGUGUAAUACAUCAAACUAUCUCUCUACACACAUACAAACAUACAGAGGUGUAAUACAUCAAACUAUCUCUCUACACACAUACAAACAUACAGAGGUGUAAUACAUCAAACUAUCUCUCUACACACAUACAAACAUACAGAGGUGUAAUACAUCAAACUAUCUCUCUACACACAUACAAACAUACAGAGGUG
Messenger RNA from Oncorhynchus keta (chum salmon), 2984 nucleotides. RefSeq names its product coronin-1A-like. Gene Ontology annotation, biological process: cell migration; actin filament organization. The transcript is spliced from 14 exons. NCBI's taxonomy places the organism in Eukaryota, Metazoa, Chordata, Actinopteri, Salmoniformes, Salmonidae. Bases 170 to 1540 code for a protein of 456 amino acids. The record is from RefSeq and is a predicted model, not a curated record. Gene Ontology annotation, molecular function: actin filament binding.